AUGUCGGCUCUAACUCGGCUGGCGUCUUUCGCUGCCAUUAGUGGCCGCCUUUUCAGAAGUGGCCGUGCAUGGACUGCUGGAGACGGUGGUGUCCGUCAUGCUGGUGGUGAUGUGCACAUGGAGCCCCGAUACAGAGAGUUCCCCCAGCUGACCAGAACCCAGGUGAUCUGGGGCGAGACCUUAAGUGCAACCAUAUGGUUCUGGAUUCUGUGGCAUUUCUGGCAUGACUCAGAAGCCGUGCUGGGUCACUUUCCGUAUCCUGAUCCUUCCCAGUGGACAGAUGAAGAAUAGGGUAUCCCUCCUGA
This is a messenger RNA of Saimiri boliviensis boliviensis (Bolivian squirrel monkey), 305 nucleotides long. RefSeq names its product NADH dehydrogenase [ubiquinone] 1 beta subcomplex subunit 2, mitochondrial-like. The record is from RefSeq and is a predicted model, not a curated record. Gene Ontology annotation, biological process: mitochondrial respiratory chain complex I assembly. NCBI's taxonomy places the organism in Eukaryota, Metazoa, Chordata, Mammalia, Primates, Cebidae. Gene Ontology annotation, cellular component: mitochondrial inner membrane; respiratory chain complex I.